Penaeus chinensis is the source of this 828-nucleotide messenger RNA. RefSeq lists its product as uncharacterized. Lineage: Eukaryota; Metazoa; Arthropoda; Malacostraca; Decapoda; Penaeidae. The transcript is spliced from 3 exons. The record is from RefSeq and is a predicted model, not a curated record. Bases 226 to 654 code for a protein of 142 amino acids.
AGACGCGGGAACGGGUCCGGACAGAGGCGCCGUUGCUCUUACUCUGGGAAAGGAGUUGAAGUGAAGUGAGGUGCUAAUAGGAGAGGUAGAGAGAGAUAAGAAAGAGAGAGAGACAAAAGAGAGGGGUAAAGAGACUGAUGCGUCAUCAAGAAAGGGAAGGAGAGAGAUGGGCCACAAAGGGAGUUCAAGAGAGAGAUACGUCAGGCUUCGAAAACUUGCGAGCUGAUGGGUAGCGGCCAAAUCGGGGUCAGGGAACCCAAGAUGUCCGGUGGAAGGAAAACUUUGUCCGUGUGUCUCCUCGUGGUGGUCGUUGGGUCGUGCGCGGGUCAGAGUAUCCAGCAGCUGCUCAACAACAUCGGCAUCAACAACCCCACAACCGUAGCGGAGAUCAGAAGCAUCUUAUCUAAAGAUAACCAACACAAUGUAGUAUCCUGUUUGGUCAAUGGCGUGGCUGCCGACGCUGGACGACCGUGCGAUGCAAGAACAGAUGACUUUAGGAGCCUCUUGACGCAACUUGACAGCAACAAUUACAACUGCAACUGCCCGGAGCAAGCCCAGGUCGAUGCUUUCGCCAAUCUCAUCAGAAAUAUCCUUAAUCCAGCAAACUGCAAUAACGUGAGGAAUGCGUUGCAACUGCAAAACUUACGUUGUUAAAGAAGGUGCAUAGUCCAGUUGGUGUGGAACUAAGAAGAUGAGAGAGUUUGGGGUUUUCUUUUGGUAGCAAGAUGCAAUAGCGUAAGAAUACAGAGGCGAUUCCCCUGCGCGGCUGAGCAUCCAGAAAUUUUCAAAUGCUUGCCACAUAUCGCGAAAUAAAGGCGGAGAACAAGA